CGUCGUUUUAUCCUUCCCUAAUUGCAUCUGCCUUAAACCUUGUCUGCAAUUCUUGGGGUUUUCCCCUUGUAAUUCUUGAUCAAUCUCACCGUACUUUAUCAAAGAAUGUCGUUAACAGUACUAAAAAGAUUGCGAAACCAGAAAUCAUCACUUAUAUUCAAUAACCCCAGUCUCAAAAUUCACUUAUUUACCCAUUUCUACUCUCCUCUCUCUGAACCCCACUAUCAACAUUCUACUUCGAUUUAUAAUAAGUCAAUUCUAGCAUCCGGGCAUGUUUUUCUGUGUAAUAGAAUUAAUUGGUUUUCUUCACUUUUGCGUGAAAAAUUGAAUAUCCCAUGUAUGCCUGUUACUGCGCGUUUAUUGAGUUCGCAGGCUGCAAUUGAGAAAUCCACUUCUGAUGGGCUCACGGUGGAGGGUAUAAUUGCUAAUGGUUGGACCAUAUAUGAUGAAAAUGAGAGUGAUUGGAAAAGCCAUGCCUCUGCCAUCGCUCAGUCAAUUCAUCUUAUCAAGAAACGCCUGAGGUGGAAAAAGUUAAUACCUAAGUUGGAGAUAUUAUCUGAUCAGCUGAGUAAGCCAGACCUGUGGAAUGAUCCAGUGCAUGCCGGGAAGAUAAGCUGUGAGCACGGUUCACUUAUGGGAAAAAUGAAAGAGGUUAAUGCAUUUGAGCAAGAACUUCUUGAGCAUAUUGAAAUGAUAAAACUUGCUCGGGAAGAGAACGAUGCAGAAUUGGAAUCGGAAUCUCAAAAUACUCUACUUACAAUGAGAAGAAAUAUCAAGGAAAAAGAGCUUGAAGCUUUGUUAGCUGGGGAGCAUGAUUCUUGUUCUUGCUUCAUAGAGGUUCAAGCUGGAGCUGGUGGUACCGAGAGCAUGGACUGGGCUUCAAUGGUCAUGCAGAUGUAUAAGAAGUGGGCUGAACGUCGAGGCUUUGGAGUUACCGUUGUGGAUGAAAUGCCUGGCGAGAUGGCAGGAAUCAAGCGGGCAACAAUCAGAGUUGAUGGCGAGUAUGCAUUUGGAUAUGCCAAAGCAGAAGUUGGGGCACACCGUUUAGUACGGAUCUCACCGUUUGACAGCAAUAAGCGCAGGCAUACUUCAUUUGCUUCUGUAGCUGUAAUUCCAAUUCUAGGUGAUGGAUUUUCCCGUGUGCAAAUUAAUGAAUCUGACCUUCGAAUUGAGCGAUUUCGAGCUGGGGGAGCUGGGGGUCAGCAUGUUAACACAACUGAGAGUGCUGUGCGGAUAACUCACAUUCCUACUGGAGUAAGUGCCUCUUGUCAAAAUGAAAGGUAUGCAGCCUUUUCUGGUUAAAAAGCUGUGAGUUGCCCACUUGUACAGUUGUUUCACUUUGGUCGCCAAACUCUUUUUUCCUCCCCAAAUUAAUCACUGAAGUUUCACCUUUUUCACGUUUAGACACGCUGUCUGCUAAAUUAACAGAAUUAAUUAGUUGACUAACAAACACUGUAAGUCUAUAACAGGACUUGAAAAAUCACAAGUGCAUGGUUUUAUUGUG
Olea europaea var. sylvestris is the source of this 1504-nucleotide messenger RNA. Its product is annotated as peptide chain release factor PrfB2, chloroplastic-like. The record is from RefSeq and is a predicted model, not a curated record. Gene Ontology annotation, molecular function: translation release factor activity. Bases 106 to 1302 code for a protein of 398 amino acids. The transcript is spliced from 5 exons. Gene Ontology annotation, biological process: translational termination. Lineage: Eukaryota; Viridiplantae; Streptophyta; Magnoliopsida; Lamiales; Oleaceae.